AUGAUGAGAAAUUUAAUAUUUCUGUCUUUUUCUUCAGUUUUUUCGCAAGAAUCAAAUAUCGGAAAAUCGAAGGGAAACUCGAAGUGUUAUGAGCGACCCAAAGGCGGAAUAACAAAUGCAUGCUGCGACGGAUUUUCAGAAGAUUGCUAUGGCUGUCACCCUGACCUCGUUGCCCAGGGAAUACCCUGUGUCGAUCAGCCAAAAGCUCCGUUCGGUGUCAACGGUUUGGAGCUUUCCGCUAAUGACGAAAGAGACUGUUACUGCGACGCAGAGUGCAUUGACUAUGGUGAUUGCUGUAAGGACCACUAUAUAACAUGCAGACGGCUUUAUAACGAGGAUCAGCUUGCAGUACUGGAAGCCUUUCUUGCCACUUCAUCUACGACUACAACAACAACAACGACGACAACCUCAACGACAACCUCGACGACAACCUCGACGACAACCUCAACGACGACCUCGACGACGAUCACAACGACAACCACAACGACGACCUCAACCCCAACAACUUCAACUACAACGACGACUUCAACUCUCUACACAACAGAUUUUCAGCUUAUUACUCCUAUCAAGCCAGCAACUAAUUGUGGUCGAGGAGGAUGCGUCUCUACCGGUCCAACAAAAACGCCGAGUCCAAUCGACGACUUAGCAACGGAAACGUCUUGGAUUUUCAACAAUCUUUUCGGCUUACUGAGAACAGCGCUGCACAUGCGAUUCGGAAACAGCCAGAGACGUGCGAGUUUGAGGACUAAACUUGGCCAGGUUCAACAGUUUUUUCAAGAUGCUGAGCUGCAUUGCAGGCAUGAUAAGCCACCACAUCCUGGGCAUCCAAACAAAGGCGACCAUGAAAUGUACGACUCCUACCUUCAGCUGGUUAUGCGCGAUUUUACCGAGCAAAAGAUUUCAGAAGGAUUGGACAAUUUGCUUGCGAUUUAUAAUUUGUAUAUUUCUGAUUAUUUUUUCAAAUCACCUCACGACUACCCAACAACCUCCUGUAGCACAACAGACUACUCUGGAAUCCGCCGAAUGCAGCGAUCGAUAAGAAAAUUGAUCAACAAACUCAAGAAACGGAAGCCGUGA
Oikopleura dioica is the source of this 1077-nucleotide messenger RNA. NCBI's taxonomy places the organism in Eukaryota, Metazoa, Chordata, Appendicularia, Copelata, Oikopleuridae. The record is from the annotation of a GenBank genome assembly.